UUAGAGAAGGUUUUAAAGUCCAUUGGCAUCUUCUUAACAUCUGUAAACAGUAACCGGUACCUUAUAGAAUUUCUUGAAGUUGGAGGCGCCCUAACACUCCUGGAAACACUGGGGAUGGAGAAGAUCAAAGAGGAGGACAAGAAGGAAUCCAACUCUGGCAGGAAGUACAAGGAGCUCAUUUGUGAAAGCUAUGGUGUACGAUCCAUAGCAGAAUUUUUGGCAAAGUCUAAGUCAGAAGAGACCCAGGAGGAAGUGCAGGUUCUGCUGGAUUCUUUGCUCCACGGUAAUCCCAAGUACCAGAAUCAAGUGUACAAAGGUCUGAUAACGUUACUGCCCUCCGUGUCCCCGAAAGCUCAGCAGCUGGCCCUGCAGACGCUCCGGUGUGCCCAGUCGAUCAUCGGAGCCACACACCCCAGCAUCGUGGACUGCGUGCUGAACGUGCUGCGCACGAUGCACCUGGAAGUCCAGUAUGAAG
This is a messenger RNA of Myotis lucifugus (little brown bat), 475 nucleotides long. RefSeq lists its product as uncharacterized. The transcript is spliced from 4 exons. The annotation marks the transcript as partial. The record is from RefSeq and is a predicted model, not a curated record. Lineage: Eukaryota; Metazoa; Chordata; Mammalia; Chiroptera; Vespertilionidae.